Molecule: messenger RNA, 1823 nt
Organism: Humulus lupulus (European hop)
Lineage: Eukaryota; Viridiplantae; Streptophyta; Magnoliopsida; Rosales; Cannabaceae
Product: cysteine proteinase mucunain-like
Exons: 5
Coding region: 71-1474 (467 amino acids)
Cellular component (GO): lysosome
Molecular function (GO): cysteine-type endopeptidase activity
Source: RefSeq, a predicted model, not a curated record
UCGACCCUCCCAUCCACUUUCUCAUACUUUUUUGAGAACCAUAUUUUAUUAGAAUAAAAAAGCAUAAGAGAUGGCUUCGUAUCGAUCGUCUUCUUCGGCGACCUUGGCCAUGGUCGUACUCCUCUUCACUACCUUUGUCCUGUCGUCCGCCCUGGACAUGUCGAUUGUCUCCAACAACGAUGUAUAUGUUGAGAACUCGACGGGAAGGACUGACGGUGAGCUCAGAGCUAUGUACGAGGCGUGGCUAGUCAAGCACGGCAAGGCCUGCAACGGCUUGGGCGAGAAAGAAAAGAGGUUUGACAUCUUCAAGGACAAUCUCCGAUUCAUCGAUGAGCACAACACCCAGAACCUGAGCUUUAAGCUUGGUCUGAACCGGUUCGCCGACUUGACCAACGAGGAGUACAGGUCUAAGUACCUUGGUACGAAGAUCAGUGGUAAGAAGAGGAUCAGCCAACGUUAUGCACCGCGACUCGGCGAUGAUUUGCCUGAGUCCGUUGAUUGGAGGAAGAAAGGUGCCGUCGUCGGUGUUAAAGAUCAAGGAAGCUGCGGGAGUUGCUGGGCUUUCUCAACGAUUUCUGCUGUUGAAGGAAUAAAUAAGAUUGUUACCGGUGACCUUAUCUCACUAUCGGAACAGGAGCUUGUUGACUGUGAUACUUCCUACAACGAGGGAUGCAAUGGAGGUUUAAUGGACUAUGCUUAUGAGUUCAUAAUUAACAAUGGUGGUAUUGAUAGCGAAGAAGACUAUCCGUACAAAGCUUAUGAUAGCAAAUGCGAUCAAUACAGGAAAAAUGCAAGGGUGGUCACUAUUGAUUCUUAUGAAGAUGUCCCUGUGAACGAUGAGAAAGCAUUGCAGACGGCGGUUGCAAACCAGCCUGUGGCUGUUGCCAUUGAAGGAGGUGGCAGGGCUUUUCAGUUGUAUGACUCGGGUAUAUUUACUGGAGCCUGCGGCACUUCACUGGACCAUGGUGUUACUGCGGUCGGAUAUGGCACAGAAGAUGGUAAAGACUACUGGAUUGUGAGAAACUCAUGGGGUAGCAACUGGGGUGAGGCAGGCUACAUCAGGAUGGAGCGUAAUCUUGAAGGCACUUCCACAGGCAAGUGUGGAAUCGCAAUGGAGGCCUCUUAUCCCAUCAAGAAAGGCCAAAAUCCUCCCAAUCCUGGCCCCUCUCCUCCAUCUCCGGUUAAACCCCCGGCAGUCUGUGACAAUUACUAUUCUUGUCCUGAGAGCAACACAUGUUGCUGUCUUUUCCAGUGGGGCAAUUACUGCUUCUCAUGGGGUUGCUGCCCGCUUGAGGGUGCCACCUGCUGCGAUGACCAUUACAGCUGCUGCCCUAAUGAAUAUCCCGUCUGUGAUGUCAAUGCAGGCACUUGCUUGAUGAGCAAGGACAAUCCCUUGGGAGUGAAGGCACUGAAGCGCACACGUGCAAAACCUCAUUGGACUUUUGGAAAUAAUGUCCUAAAGAGCAGUGCUUAAACAAAUAAGGUAAAAGGUUUAAUGCAAGAGUAACCAAAGCGAGAGAAACUUGGCUUAUAAGAAAUUACAGUAUGGUUGGUGUUCUUGAUUUGGCGUACUCUCAUUUCCAUUCCCUCACCGAUGGAGAUACGAAGAUGGGUGGAAUAUUUUAUUAAAUAUGAUUCAGAUGCAGAUUUGUAUAUAUAGCACUCUAUUUUAUGGUGCAUUUGAACGGCAGACAUAAUAUAUUGUCAGCUUCAUUGUACUCUGUAAAUUAAGUCUUAACAGCGUUGGACUUCCCAUGCUGCAACUCCUACUUGUUACUUGCAUGUUCAUUGCUAAUAGUAAUGGCAUAUCAUUUCUCUUUCAA